UUCAGUUCGAGCUUCCACUGCCAAGCAGCGAGCUCUGCACUUGCAACAAUGGCGGAAGCAAAACCAGAGGAAUCCACCUCUGCUCUACAGGAUCUUCUCUCGAGAUCCUUCCUUUUUGUCUCCGCUUUCUUCUCCCACCCUCUUUUCUCCAUCCUCGCCGCAGCCUCGCUCCUGGUCGCUCUCUACAUUCCCCGAUCGCUUCUAACCUUGCUCCUCUCCCCCGUUUUCAUCUCCACAUUCCUCCUCCUCGUUGCUCUUCUCUGCUUCGGCUCCUCGCCUCCGGCCGCCGCCGCCGCCGCCGCGGCGGAGGAGAAGGAGCUUCCGGAAUCGUGCCCCGAGACUGACAUGGAGUGUGCCAGCUACCAUCGAAAGGGGACAUUUUUCGACGACCUCGGCCGCCGUAGCGGCCCGCUCGAGGUCAUAUACGAGGAGGAGGAGGGCGAGUGCGGGGGCGUAGGGUUCCAGGAGUACCUGAGAUGGCCGCAAAAUUCCGACUUGGGAAGCUGGGGAUUGGGAUCACUCCGCUUCGCCGGCCUUGAUUCCGACUCGGAUAGUGAUGCAGGAUCCCCCAUUGAGGCGGCGGAGGGGUCGAGCUCGCCGGAAGAGCUGUGCCUCCGGUGGGAAGAAGAAGACCAGGAGGAGGAUGGUGACGACAUGAUAGAAAUCGACCUCAAGGGCGAAGCAGAGGAGAACCUUAUCGAGAUAGAUAUCUUCGGUUGCCGGUGACUGUCGCCGCCGGUGAACACUUUUGGUUCUUUUUAUUUUUAGGGUGUGCGUGGUGUCUUAUUGAAAUAAUAGGGAAGAAAGAAGAGUUAUUUGAAAAACAAUAUUUAUAUUUUGUUUUUUUUUGU
Messenger RNA from Zingiber officinale, 851 nucleotides. RefSeq lists its product as uncharacterized. The coding region runs from base 49 to 726 and encodes 225 amino acids. The record is from RefSeq and is a predicted model, not a curated record. NCBI's taxonomy places the organism in Eukaryota, Viridiplantae, Streptophyta, Magnoliopsida, Zingiberales, Zingiberaceae. The transcript has a single exon.